AUGAUCGUUCGGAUCGCCUUCUUGGCCAGCUUGCUGGUCAUUUCCACCUUUGCCUUUGAAUGUUCCCCUGACACCAUCCUCCGUAUGGCCACUAACAAGCGAGAGAAGCAGUUGGAAAGAGAAUGCCAUGACCAGAAAACCGGACAGGACAAGUGUGCUACAAAAGAUGAGCUGGAGAAGAGCUGGAAGGAAUUCCAAGACAUUUCUGAUGAGUACAAAGAGGCUGUCGCUGCUUGCAGAAAGUAUGUCGAGGAGAAGAGCAGACCAAAAAGAUUCACAAGAAAAGGUCAUAAGGAUGUGGAUUACAAGCUAUAUGAAAGUGACCAAAGUGUGAUUAAUGAGCAGCCAGAAUAUGAAGUGAUUGGUUCAAAAAUCUCUAAAAGAAGUGACGGAACCGUGCUUGAUGGAGACAUGGGAGAUCCAACUGAUGGACAAGAUACCAAUGAUCAUACUAGAAGAAGAAGACAUCACAACCACGACGGUCAUGGAGAGAAACAUCACGAGAACAUGGAUCACAAGAAGCAUGGAGAGCAUCGUGUACGCAGAAAUGGAGAUCACUAUCCAAAUGAUCCAAAUGUGGAUCACACUGGACAUAAUCACAGAGUCAGGAGAAAUACCGACGAUGAUCCAAGUGACACUACCAUUGACCACACUGGACAUAACCAUAGAAUGAGAAGAAGCGAUAAUGACGAUCCAAACGACACGACCAUUGGCCAUACCGGCCAUAAUCACAGACGCCGCCGUUCUGGAGAUCAUGAUCCAAACGAUCCAAACAUUGACCACACUGGACACAAUCAUAGACGGAAGAGAAAUCACGACGAUGACCCAAGUGACACUACCAUCGACCACACUGGGCAUAACCAUAGAAUGAGAAGAAGCGAUAAUGACGAUCCAAACGAUACCACCAUCGACCACACAGGACAUAACCACAGACGCCGUAGAUCCGGAGAUCACGAUCCAAAUGAUCCAAACAUUGACCACACUGGACAUAACCAUAGACGCAAGAGAAAUCACGAUGAUGACCCAAGCGACACCACCAUCGACCACACAGGACACAACCACAGACGCCGUAGAUCUGAAGAUCACGAUCCUAACGACCCAAAUGUUGACCACACUGGACACAAUCAUCGUCUCCGUAGACAUCAUCAAGCUUCUCGCAUUCGUCGCACCAUCUGCUCCACUGCUGGACACGAUCAACUAUCCGCAAUGAGCACCAAAUUCUCGAAGCACUGCGAACGCGAGAACAUCUGUCUCGCCGAUGAAGAUCUUCCAAAGGGAAAGCAGCAAGACGACAUCAUCGCUCUCCAGAAACUCAGAGCAAAGAAGUAUUCGGAGUAUCUCAACCAACUUUCCAAGUGCUACGGAAAACUCUAA
Caenorhabditis briggsae is the source of this 1374-nucleotide messenger RNA. The transcript has 9 exons. Bases 1 to 1374 code for a protein of 457 amino acids. The record is from RefSeq and is a predicted model, not a curated record. NCBI's taxonomy places the organism in Eukaryota, Metazoa, Nematoda, Chromadorea, Rhabditida, Rhabditidae.